Drosophila innubila is the source of this 478-nucleotide messenger RNA. Its product is annotated as sarcocystatin-A-like. NCBI's taxonomy places the organism in Eukaryota, Metazoa, Arthropoda, Insecta, Diptera, Drosophilidae. The record is from RefSeq and is a predicted model, not a curated record. The transcript is spliced from 3 exons. The coding region runs from base 39 to 395 and encodes 118 amino acids. Gene Ontology annotation, molecular function: cysteine-type endopeptidase inhibitor activity.
AUCGUGCUUAGUGUCGACUAGAAGAAAAAAUCAGAAUAAUGUUUACAAUGAAAGUUAUUUUUGUACUGGCCUUGGCCCUGACUGUUGUCUCUGCUCAAACUUAUGGUGGUAUUAGUCAGCUCUCUGGCGAUGAUCUCAAGGAAGCCGAGGGAGUCUUAAGCAAUUCUUUGACCAUAUUGGCCGCCGGUGAUGGACCAAGCUAUAAGCUGGGCAGAGUCAUUUCGGCUACGAAGCAAAUUGUUUCUGGCAACAGUUACGUCUACCAGGUGGAACUCGUGGAGGGCACCAACACAAAGGUUUGCACUGUGGAUAUCUGGUCGCAACCCUGGUUAAAAAAUGGCAUCCAGGUCACUUUUGACUGCCCCGAGGGCAAAGUUGUAAAGAAUCACGAUUAAUCUUAUCCAACCAAAUUAAAAAAACAUAAUAAAAUAUGCAUUUCAUAAUUUUAAAAAAAUAAUAAAACAUAACAAAAUAUGAA